This is a messenger RNA of Prorocentrum cordatum, 1194 nucleotides long. The record is from the annotation of a GenBank genome assembly. NCBI's taxonomy places the organism in Eukaryota, Dinophyceae, Prorocentrales, Prorocentraceae.
AUGUUAUCUUCGAGUGCGUUUUUACUUCUGUGCCUGAGUUGUACAUACCCCACUUUGUCAUUGUCUCUCAACAGAUACUCGCCAGGCAUCCUGGAGGGGGGAUGCGCAGACACUCCAGACCCCCUUCAAGUUGGACUUGGACGGGCCCCGUUCAUAGUCAAUCCGGAUUAUGAGAACCAGUCCGGGUUUUUGGAAACGAUGGAUUUGGCCUUCGGUGCUGCUCAUGGAUAUAACAAUUUAGGGGGCCCAAACUGGUUUCCGUCGAAGGAGUCGUUUCUUCUAGAGAGAAGAGUGCCAGCGAAAAAAAAGGCAAUGACCAUCAAUCUUGUUAUCAGUCUGACCAACGAAACGCUCCCGCAUUGGGCUUACGAUAUCGUUGAUGGAAAAUGGGGCGCUGACGUUUCGGUCUCUGCGUACGUCAAAACCCCAGGUCUCAGUCGCAGAGAGAGCGAGGAAGGGAGGGUGUUGAGAGUAAGCGAUCGUCUGGAGAUGAUCGCCAUUCCCGAUGUCGGGCGAAACGAACAUGCUUACGUGUGGCAUCUGGCGCGAAAAGCUCCGUCCUUCGCAGACGUUGAGAUUUUUACAAAAACCAAUGGUGCGAAUUGCCACGUCGACGUUCGGGAGGUAAUGGUAAAAACCAUGGUGGACGUAGCGCGGAACGGCACUUAUGGAUCUGUGUCCUACCCAUGGGAGUAUGACCGGCGGUAUUUGCAGGUGCGGUGCGACAGCGCAUGGGCAGAUUUCCCUCUCUACCACGCAUUCUGCGAGUCUGGUGCCAAGGGGGUCUUGAUCCCCGCGAAGAGUUACAAGAACGGCAGUGUUCCUCUGUAUGCAGUAACGUCACGGGUUACAGCUAGCAAAGGCCCAGCCGAUCUCAGUUUUGCCUUGAGCCAGUUGAAGCAGCCGCUCCCUUUUAUCCAAGAGACGUACGGUGAGGGCAUGUUCUCUGUGCGGCGAGACGUGCUGAACAAGUUUUCUGAUAGCUGGUACCGCGACUGGAGGAAUAUCACUUAUGCAGCUAGUUGGGGAGCCGAGUACGAUGGCCACCACCACGACCAGGCUAUGAUGGACACCUUCCCUUUGCUGUUCGCCCGGGCAUCCGAAGUUUCGGAGUUUCCCGCGUGGUUCGUGUCUACAAGCACCGUGGACUUGUUCGAUCGGGUCGACCUGUUCGAGAAGUUCAAAGGUCAAUAG